AAACCCUUCCAAUACACCAAGACGGUAUCCAUCCCUCUUUUAUAGCGUCGGAUGUGAUGGGAUGGAUCGACCGUGCCGAACGUGCCUAGCUCUUUUUGCUGCUUUUCGUUGGCUUCUCUUUUCCCUCUCUUGUGUGUCUGAACUGACGCCUGUCUCAUCUUGUUGAAGCUGUUCGUUCAUCCAGCGUGCUUUGUCAUUUUGCAUCAAUCGUCCCAUGUCGUCCCGCUUUCAUCUCCAUCCCAACCUCCUCGAAACCGCGGAUUUCUGCAAGCUUCUCCGUAUCCAACUCGGCACGACCGCUACCCUGCCUCUUCGCCGCACACAUAAAAGGCACCAGAGAUUCACGGCCAGGACCCCGGGCAAAGGAGCUGAGAAAGCUAUUCGCUUGCUUCCCGCGCACGCGGUUUCCAUCACCGUGACCUGCUUCGAUGUGGCCUAGGUAAUACCUACUUGGGAUUUCGUGUUCCAUAGUGAAAAGAACUGGAAGGUUUUAUAGGCGCUGAACCCCUAGAGUGCCUGUGAUCUCCCCACAGUUCACCAACCGGCCCCGUACUAGUAGACGGAAGACCGUGAACAUCAAGGUCAGAGUUUCCACUUCUGACUCGGGUACGCGCAAGUACCUGGCACAGAUAGUCGCAGAGUACCAGCAUAAGAAAACCCCACCUAUUUUUGCCUGCAUCCGGAUGCCGCGAUACAAGAUCCGGCUUUAGUUGGAAGUCACCGCUCGCUCGGCACGCACACCACUGGGAAACUUGACAUUUUGGCGGUCCCAGCCCGCAUAGGUUGCUACACAUAUCCCGCCGGCGACCUUAACAGACCAUCGGCAGCCCGGUGUUAGGAAAACGCCCUUUUGCAACGGUCUACGGUCCGGAAAUUGGUAACUACUCAGUCCGGCAGUCUCAAUGAGGUUUUUCAGCAAAAAAUCGUCCAGAAGCUCCACCUCCACGGACAGAGUGGACGCAGAUACGCGCGCCGGACGUUACGAGUCGACGCAGCCUUCUGGCACUUCAGGUCCAAGAAGUCCCUACUCGCACGCAAAGCGUUCGCACUCACAGUCGCCGCCGCCGCCGCCGCCGCCUCCAAAGUCUCUAAGGCCGCCCACGCAGACGCAGCAACACCGAUUGUCCCCCACCAAACCCGUGUUUUCGUCCCCCUCGGGCACCCGUUCGCCGUCCGCCAAAAAAACUCACAGGUCGGACAGUCAACCACGCCGGGAUCAUUCUCCCCCGACACCACCUCCGCACUACAACCUUCCCCCAACACCACCGUCGGGCUCAACUUCUAGAUCUGCGAGUGCGCGCGAUCCCACAAAACACUCGUCGUCGUCAUCGUCGCAUCAGCCGCGCUCCUCGACCAGUUCCCGCAGCAGUUUCGGCCGCCACCCAGUCGACCCCGCCGCUGCGUCUGACAGCCGUUCCCGGUCAACUUCCUUCCGUCGAAAAAAGGUCGACACAGACAUCCACCCGCUGAACCUGCCUCCCGAGCAGCGCAAACGCUUUUCUGAUCUGUCCGGCUUUAGUGUUCGAAAUUCAAUGGAGUUCGACAACAAGGAGAACGGCGCGGCUUCCGCAGCCUCGCCGCCGCCGCCGCCGCACAAGCAGCAACCGCAGGACCAGCAAGCUCAGCAGAAGCCCACACCGCCCGCUCACGGAAGCACGUUUACCGUCCCCAUGUCCAACGGUGCCGAUGCUGCUCAGACUAAUGACGGCGAAGUUCCUACCCCUCCUCCCCAUCGCUCGCAGCCUACUACCCCCGUGCAGAGCCCUGCCGAGCAGGCAGAGGGCUUCAAGAAUGAGGGCAACAAGUUCUUCAAGGCAAAGGAUUAUAACCAAGCGAUUGUGCAUUAUACCAAGGCCAUCGUCUUGCAGCCCGAAUCCGCAACAUAUCUAGGAAACCGUGCGGCAGCCUACAUGUCCGCCGGCAAGUAUAAGGAUGCUCUUGAGGACUGCACUCGCGCAGCGGAGCUUGACCCGAACAACCCCAAGAUUCUGUUGCGUCUGGCCCGUAUCUACACCAGCCUUGGCAGACCCGAAGAGGCCAUCGCCACUUUCGGCCGCAUCCAACCGCCCCCUUCGGCAAAGGAUAUGGCUCCCGCUAGGGACAUGUUAAACUAUAUCCAGGCCGCCCAGAAGGCUCUCCAGGAGGGCACGGCCGCUUCCAUGGUUCUGCACCCCCUCGAUAUGGCCGAAAGGCUCCUGGGUAUCGGUGCUAGCCGGCCCAGAAAGUGGGUUCUGAUGCGUGGCGAGGCUCUCCUCAGGUUGGGCGAUAUCAACUCUCUUGGUGAGGCUCAAAAUAUUGCAAUGUCGCUCCUCAGGAGCAAUAGCCAGGACCCCGAGGCUCUCGUGAUCCGUGGCCGUGCGCUUUAUGCUUCAGGUGAGAACGACAAGGCAAUUCAGCAUUUCCGCAAGGCGCUCAGCUGCGAUCCCGACUUCAAGGAUGCCAUCAAGUGGUUGCGUGUCGUUCAGAAGUUGGACCGUAUGAAGGGAGAGGGCAACGAUGAAUACAAGGCUGGCCGUUGGCAGAAGGCCCUGGAAAAAUACACUGCGGCGUUGGAGAUUGACCCGUCAAACAAGGGCACCAACUCCAAGAUUCUACAGAACCGCGCCUUGUGCUACACCAAGCUGAAGCAGUUUGACGAGGCCAUCGCCGACUGCGAAAGAGCCAUCAGCCUCGACCCUUCUUACCUCAAGGCCCGCAAGACCAAGGCCAACGCGCUUGGCUUGGCCGAGAGGUGGGAGGACUGUGUUAGGGAGUGGAAGGCACUGCAGGAGCUCGAGCCUGAAGACAGGACCAUUGCUCAGGAAGUCAAGCGAGCCGAGCUUGAGCUCAAGAAGUCGCAGAGGAAAGACUACUACAAGAUCCUUGGGAUCGACAAGAAUGCGGAUGAGACCCAGAUUAAGAAGGCGUACCGUAAGCUCGCCAUCGUCCACCAUCCCGACAAGAAUCCCGGCGAUGCCUCCGCCGAAGCCAGAUUCAAGGAUAUCAGCGAAGCUUAUGAGACGCUUAGUGACUCUCAAAAGCGCGCUAGGUACGAUAGUGGUGACGACCUAGUGGACCCGUCUGAUAUGUUUGGCGGUGGCAUGGGCGGUGGCAUGGGUGGUAUUGACCCUGAGAUCAUUAUCCAGAUGAUGGGUGGCCAGGGUGGUCAUGGCUUCGGUGGUGGUGGUUUCGGCGGCUUCGGCGGUGGCGGCUUCCCUGGAGGCGGUCGCUCCCGCGGCAGGGGAGGUUUUGGCGGCGGCGGCUUCCACUACCAGUGACAAACCCACGAAGAUGAUAACGAGUACGAGGGCGACUUUGACGAUGAUAAUGACGGGUAUCUGUCCGAAGACGACGCUACCGAGCAUCACGAUGAGCACGGACGGACCCACAGAGCUUGGGGAAAAGGAAAAGCAGGCAACGACAUGGAUAGCCGAGUGGCAUGGCUCAGAUCAUGGGGUAUCUGGCUGGUCGCUGCCGUUGUGCUUUUGCCUCCCCAUCUCUUGGUUCUGCUCCUUGUGUGGUAUGCAUGCCUAAGUCUCUUCAAAAAGUUCAUGGCUGCCGUCAGACGCGGCUAGCGUACUUCUGGUAUCUCAGUCAGAGAGUGACUGAGACCGCGUCUGGGGUAUGCAACCCCUUGGCUCAUGCCAAAUUUCAGGAAAGAUGCCUGAGCGUGUAAGAAGCGAUGGAGCAGAAAAAAAAAGACGGGUGUUUUCUUUUACAAAUUGGUCAAGGCAUAGACUUGUUUCAUUGGUUCAUAACCUCACAUACCCUUUCCCCGGAAAAGUUGCGCCACGCGCAUCCUUCGUCUUCCACCAUUGUCUUGUUAUCGUCUCGACCAUAUUUCCAGGCCGUUGUUGGGCUAUGAGUUGUCGCAGUCAUGCACACGCCCAUAUGGUUAUCCUUAUCCGGCACUGUGAGAUGGAAGUCAGUGGCGUUAUGUGUCUAGGUUUCUGGAUUGAGGAUGUAACCGAUUUUCCUUUUUACAUAUCGGAUUGCACAUAGACUGACAACUCAUAUAAAAGUCUGGUGAAAUGGGGCUGCUUAUCAUGGUUUGGUUCUUUGAGUAUGCUUGAAGACGAAGCAGAAGAAUACUUAGACACCAUAUAUUCAGGAUAGAGCUUUGAACUGGCAGCGAGUAAAUAUGGCACAUACAGCGAUUAUUCCUGUCGCGCAGUAUUCAUUGAGUCAGC
Neurospora crassa OR74A is the source of this 4169-nucleotide messenger RNA. RefSeq names its product DNAJ domain-containing protein. The coding region runs from base 903 to 3257 and encodes 784 amino acids. The transcript is spliced from 3 exons. The record is from RefSeq and is a predicted model, not a curated record. Lineage: Eukaryota; Fungi; Ascomycota; Sordariomycetes; Sordariales; Sordariaceae. Gene Ontology annotation, molecular function: protein binding.